ACAAGAAUGCUUGGGAAGCUUCGACAAUGAUGAACCACUCGCUCAACGGAAUGAUCAAUGGAUGGUGGCAGGUCCAUUACUUCUAGUACUUGGUCUAUCUAUGGAUUGAAACAUAUGCGAUGAGUAUGAGUAUCAGUUCGACAGUUGCUUCCCUCCUCUGGUUCCUUGUGUUUGUACCAUCUGCUUCUGGCGAUGAGGUGAUUCAGCUCAAUGCCACAGAAUUCUACGAGAUGGCCAUGGCGGGCUACUUUGAGGUGAUUGUCGACACUCGAGAGUCUUCGGAAUGGGAGGCGGGACACGUUGAAAAUGCCACCUUUUUGGAAAAUCUCCAAUUCGCCAAUACUUCGACGGAAAUUGCAACCACUGCGGACUUGAAUGGCUGCAAAGAAUGCCCCAUUGUCGUCUACUGCCAAUCGGGUCGUCGAGCCGCCGGCGCCCUGGAGAAAUUGGCCUUGGCGGGAUUCCAAGGCCCACUCUACAAUGGCUUGGGCGUCCAGCAAUGGACUGCCGAAGGAUAUCCCUUGGUCAAUACGGCGUCGGUCGAUCCCGAGUGCAAAAAUGAAGAAAUGGAAACCUGUGCCAAGAGUGCUGUAGAGGAGGAGGCAGAAAAGGAAACUGUAACUACAACAGCCGAAACCAAUGCACCCAGCAGCAACGAAACAUUGGAGACUGCCGAUGACGCUGGUACCACCGCACCUCCCACAGAAGCGGCUGGAUCAUCGUCAGAGGCCACUGAUGCUCCUUCUUCAGCAGCUAUCGGGUUACGUCAAGAACCAUGGCCCAUUGUAUCAACCGCGAUCUUGGUUGUUGGCAUGCUGACGGCAAGCUUGUAGGUGGACCAAGUAUUAUGCAAGUGUAUGUGCUAGUAAUGUCAAGUUAAGCAUACGGUACAUCGCUUUUAAAAGAUACAAACACAAAAAUACCUUAUUGUUGUUCAUUUUGC
Seminavis robusta is the source of this 943-nucleotide messenger RNA. Lineage: Eukaryota; Bacillariophyta; Bacillariophyceae; Naviculales; Naviculaceae. The record is from the annotation of a GenBank genome assembly.